Molecule: messenger RNA, 3361 nt
Organism: Phacochoerus africanus (Common warthog)
Lineage: Eukaryota; Metazoa; Chordata; Mammalia; Artiodactyla; Suidae
Gene: MFSD6L
Product: major facilitator superfamily domain containing 6 like
Exons: 2
Coding region: 1191-2879 (562 amino acids)
Cellular component (GO): membrane
Source: RefSeq, a predicted model, not a curated record
AACCUGCAUCCUCGUGGACAUUAUGUUGGCUUCUUAACCUGUUGAGCCACAGCAGGAACUUCUGGGUUCCUAUGCCCUGUUCACCAAGGGUGAAAACACCUCCAGAGUUUUUAGUAACAACCCAUGCGACUUGGAUGGGUUGUCACCAGUGCAAUUUUGCCAGUAUCCCUUUGGCUCCUUAAUGAAUCCACUUCUGCUGAUUUUCAGAUUGUUAACAUGCUUGUGUUCCCUGCCUCUGGAGGGUGGCUUUGGGGUGUUAGCUAACCCGCUCUGGCCUGUGUGUACCCAAAAUGGACAACUAAGCACUCUUCGGUGUCCACUAAACAAUCGAGUACAUGCAUAAUGUUAGGGGGGAGGCUGGGAGAACUGCUUGGCGGAGCUGCCACCUCAAGACUGUCCUCAGUCCCUCCCUAGGGAUCAUCUGCCUUAAAGAAAAUUGUGUCACCUAAGGUCAUGCCUCUUCCAGAGGCAACUCAGUUCCCAUCAAACAGUUCUAGAGCCUGGGGACAAAAAUAGCACUUUGAUCCUGGUGGCGGCAGGCAGUUAACAAGAGAGACCGCGAAACAGAAACCGGAAGUGUGUUAGACCGCAAUGCGGUCCUAGGGAGAAAAAUUAGCCGGGCAGGGGGCGCGGUGGGCUGGGGGUACGAAUCUGGGGAAUGGGCGGGAUUUGUCAGUGAGGGUGGAUACUGAGGGAAAUGGGGUUUGGUUCUUGACCAGCGGGGCAUGUGAGUGAAGAUCUGAGGAAUGUGAAAACGGGGGCUAACGCCAUGAACGCCAUUCCCUCUCCCUCCCACCCAAGUUGAGGUCAGGGAUCUAACCCAGCUUUGUGGGCAACGCCCGGCCCAGGGGCCUGGAGCGCCCCCUGCAGGCCACAGUCCGCGACCCUCGCUCACAUCCGACAGGUGCGGCCAGGAGGCCCGGGGACGUGGCAGGUGCGGCCCGCAGGUGCGCGGGCCCCGCCCCCUAGGUGCGGAGUCCUCCGGGCGGGGCCACUUCCGGGCCGGUGGCCGGACGUGGGGGCGGGGGCGGGGGCGGCCGUUGACCCGGUGACCGCGGCGCCGCCGGAGGCUGGAGGCGCCCUGCGGCUCGGUCCCCGCCCGGAGCCCCCCUCCCGGGGACAUGACGCCGCGCCCGCCCCGCGCCCCGCCGCGCCCUCCGCCCACCCGGGUCUGACGGAGCCGGGCAGCCAUGAGCGCCAACCCCCAAUGGGACAUCAGCAGGGCGCUGUGGGUGGCCAGGCUCUUCCACCUGGUGUGUGGGGUCCGGGAUGCCUGCGUGACCCCGUUCCUGACCCUCUACCUGCGGCAGCUGGGCUUGGCCGCGCCCUGGGUGGGCAUCCUAAUGGGAACCAAGCAUCUGAUCGCCACCUUCUGGGCUCCAUUCUGUGCCUUCCUGGCCAAAAGCUACCAGAAACGGAGGGUGCUUCUGAUAGGCUCGCUGCUCGGCUCGGUGGGAGCCAGCCUGUUGAUGGUCCUGGUGCCGCCCUUGGACAGAGACCGCCCCUGUAAUGGAAGCCACAGCGUGACCGUCACGGUCCUGCCACCGGGGGUCGCACUAACCGUGAACGUCACCUCGACCCCGAAGCCAGCCUGGAACCGCCCCGCGGGGGGGCCCAGGCGCCCAGCCCGGAGGAGUACUGGGGUCGCAGGAGCCGAUGGUUUCAGAGGAAGACCUGGGGAAAGUGGCCGAGAAUCUGUCAGUCACCUGCCUGGCUACUCUGUGGGCUCCAUCCACGGGGCCAGGACCACAUCGGGCGUUCUCCAUCCUCCCUCUUCAGGGGUGGCAGGUACUCCUGGGGCAGCUGCUUUCAGCAUGGUCAGUACUGCUGUCCCUUUGCACGCUGGGGGUACAGUGCUGGCAAGCCCAGCCAACCAGUCUGCAGCCAAGGGGAACGCCCAGGCCCUUGACCUCUCCUUGGAAGGGUUGCGGUGGACUUUCCUCCUCUCCCUGGGCUCCCUGGUGUUCUGGGAGCUGCUGAGCGCCCCUCUGGAGCAGGUGGCAGACGACAGCCUUUAUGAAUACCUGGACUUCGUGGAUGCCACUGACCGCUACAGAAGCCUGUGGUUAUGGAGGCUGCUGGGCACGUCGGCGGGCGUAUGUGGCAUCGCAGCCUUGGUGGGAGAGCUGGACUGCCUAUUGGUGACAAAGGGCCCCAGGGGUGUGGUGCAUUUCUACGGCUAUGCACUGGUCAGCACCGUGGCUUUACUGGUGAGCACUGCCUUUCCCGUCCCCCUCUGCCGGCGGCGGGAGCCCAGCUACAGAACGGGCAAAGCCCUGUCUCUCGUCAGUGGCGACGCCCGCCUCAUCCUCCUCGCCCUCACUGUCCUCCUGAUAGGAGCCGCCACCAGUGCCGUGCAGAACUUCCUGUUCUGGCACAUGAAAGACCAUGGGAGCAGUGAGCUGGUCAUGGGCUUCUCGGUGGCCCUGGGCUUGCUGGGGGAAAUUCUGCUUCAUCCGUUCAAAACUCCGCUGCUCAGGAAGCUGUCCAAGAUCUUCAGCGCCAUCAGCCACGGGGCUCUGUGGUGGGCAGUCGGGGCCUCCAUAGAGGACCUGGCCACUCCGGGCACAGAGAGACCGCUCCAUGCCAUGUUCCGAGGCCACUUUUACGGGGGCGGGGCCAGCCUGGGCAGCUUUGUCGGCGGCUUCGUGGGGAUGCGCUUCGGCCUGGCUGUUCUCUACCAGGCCUGCUGCGUGGUCCUGUGGCUCUGGCUGGCCUUGUUCCUGUCCAUCCGGCCCAGACUGCCCCGAGAACGGAAGAUCAACUACUCCAAGCUGCUGGCCGUGGAGGCCAGUGACACGAGCGACUCUGAGCAGGGGACUGAACGGGACUGGCUUGUGAAGGCCAUGAGGGAUGAACCCUCAGACUGGAGGGGCUGAGGGACAGUCAGGGUGCGCUGAUCUGGGAAGGAGCCAAGCGGAUGGACAGACCAGCCUGCCCCGGGGGCAAAACCCAUGAGUCCUGCCAGGGCUGCCGGUAGCCCUGGUGGGGAGAAGUGUGUCUGUGCCGAGGCCCCAAGGGAUCAUCUCAUUGCAUGAUUUUCCUUACUUUUGUGGUAAAAGGAGAUUAACUUUUUGCUGUUCGAUCUUUUAAAAAUAAUGGAGCAAGAAUACAUUUGCUAAAAAAAAACAAAAGUUUCCCUCUGUCGUCACUCUGUUUUGGUGUCUGAGGUUGGCAAGAGCUUUGCAUGGUGCUGUUGAUUUCAGCCACUGCUGAAAUUCACAUGAAACUGACAGGGCCAGGAAGGCCAUGCACCUUGCAGGAUUCAGGUGGCGAGGGACAGAGGGACAGCAGGCUUGGAUGAGUCACGUACGUUCCCAUGCACCCUCUAAAAACCAUGCUGGGUGGAGUUCCUGUCAUG